Baudoinia panamericana UAMH 10762 is the source of this 1473-nucleotide messenger RNA. RefSeq lists its product as uncharacterized. The coding region runs from base 1 to 1473 and encodes 490 amino acids. The transcript is spliced from 2 exons. The record is from RefSeq and is a predicted model, not a curated record. NCBI's taxonomy places the organism in Eukaryota, Fungi, Ascomycota, Dothideomycetes, Mycosphaerellales, Teratosphaeriaceae.
AUGCUGGACGCCGCUCUCAUGCCUUUGCUUCAACUUGACCGUACUGGGCCGCCGACUGGCACAGCACCGGCGGUGGCAGAUUCCCACACUCCGUCAGGCUUCGGGAGCGGCUCCGAAGUUCGCAACGUUCUCCAGAGCCCUGCACCUGCAGAAUAUGACUUCCGAGAGGCCACGAACAGGUCUCUGACCACAUCCACGUCUACUGGCCUGCCUCUUCAAAGUGUACACUGCAUUGUUCCUUCCCAGGCGGAUAUGCCUAGGCAGGCCUAUGCCGCCUCAGAACAGUUGCUGACUCAACACGUUCCCCCAACGACCACUAUUUCCUCCGAGAAGCAUCCCGGCGUAAUUAUCAAGGCACCAGGAACACUUGGCGCGUUCAGGUGGGCAAUAGAUCGGAUCGCCGGAGGAGAAGGACCUGGUCACGCCACGGCCGCCCUCCGACCGUACCUCGACAGGACUGAUCAGCAUUGGGACCUAUCACAAGCAUCCACAAGCCGAUUGAUCAGCAAUCAGAAACGACCACCCUCUUUUCACAGUGCUAUCCACCCAGAUGACCAAGCUCGUCCCGUGCGGGAGCGUCGCCGCAAGAUCACGCCACCGAAGAUUAGUGCGCAGCGCCUAGCUUUGCAACUGAACCAAUCUCAAUUGCAACAAGCCAAAGCGUUGGAGUCGAGGUCCGUUACGGAGAUGCUCGCCCCUUCUAUUCUGGAUAAUGAAGCGCUGCCUGCGCAAUUCCAUGUCACCCAGCCGUUACCGCCUCCAUUUGCUGCCUCGUCAAGUCGCAUAGGCAUUGCUGACCGCCCAAAAACGCCAAUUCAGAAGGUUAAAAAGGCACUUGGCAGCUUGAUCGACCCACGUGCGAAGAUAGUCGACGGCACUCGGGCCUGCCUCUCAAGCAGCGCCAUCAACGAAGAAUGUGAUGCUGGCUACACCAACCCGCCUGCUGUUAGCCCCGACCUGCCUCCCACGACUUUGACCCGAAUUGCACGUAUCAGGCUUCCAGGCGUGUUCACGCAUGUUGACGAGCAUCCAACCGAGACCGAGUUGCAAGACCACCUCCCUUCUUUGAUGAUACCCGGUUCGAUGACCCCAGCUAAUCACUACUUACCGGCUGGAGUCACCGCACGCAGCGUACUCGAUAUGCAGAAGAGGCGCGUCCAAAUGAAAGAAGCCGGCAUCCCGAUCCAUGAUCCGGAGUACGUCCGGAUCACCGGAAUCCUUACUCUUGUGCCUCGCAAUAUCGUUCUUGCAGGCCAGCAAGCCAAGCCUUCGAGCGGUGAAGCCCAGACGACAGACGCAGAGAAGUGUCAUACACAGCAACAGCAGCAGAAACAGAGCACAUGUCAAAGACGUCAAGGCAGGGUCUUCCACGCCUCUGACGCAGCUUUCGUCCAGUAUGCAGUGGAAGGCAAGCAACACGAACACGACCACGAACACGAACACCAGGAACAAGAUGAGCCGACCUCCUUUUGA